AUGACAGCGAUGCUGGCGCUGCUGGUGACGCUGGUGGCCGCGCUGGGGGCUGGGGGGGCGGGCGCGCAGUGCCCCUCGCCCGCCCAGCUGCGCCCCGCCAACGGCACCCGGCUCUGCGCGCUGCUCUACGCCGACGACAGCCCCUACUACGACCGGUGCUGCGCCGGGGCCGCGCUGGAGGUGCCGCCGGGCACCGACAAGCCCUACAUGCCCCGCGGCUGGGCCGGCCGCACCUCCUCGCUCGUGGUGGGCACCCGCUGCGAGCUCACCGUGUGGUCGCGCCGGGCCAAGGAGGGCAACACGCACCACUUCAGCGCCGGCGCGGUGCCGCGGCUGCAGGAGGUGCGCCGGGGGCUCUUCGGCACCUGGAACAACGCCAUCCGUGCCCUGUACUGCACCUGCAAGUGAGCCCCGGGGACACGGGGGACACGGAGCGGCACCGGGGGGACACGGGGCGGCGGCUCGGGGGGGCGUGGGUCAGCGCAGGUCAGCACGGGUCAGGAUGUGCCAGCGUGGGUCAGGACAGGCCAGCCCGGGUCAGCGCGGGUCACCAUGAGCCACCAAGGGUCAGGAUGUGCCAACACGCGUCACCGCGAGCCAACAAGAGUCAGCGCGGGUCAGCCUGAGUCAACGUGGGUCAGGACGUGCCAACGUGGGUCAGGACGUGCCAACAUGGGUCACCGUCACCUGGCACGGGUCAGGACGUGCCAACGUGGGUCAGGACGUGCCAACGUGGGUCACCGUGACCUGGCGUGGGUCAGGACAGGCCAGCGCACGUUGCCACGGGCCAACACGAGUCAGCGCGGGUCAGCCUGAGUCAACGUGGGCCAAACCGUCCUUGAGUUGGCCAAGAUGAGCCAACACAAACCAACGCUGGCCAAGCCAACUCAACGCCAGCUGGCACUGGCCACGAUUCACCAUCAGGGGCUGACCCAAGCCAAGCCAAGCUUGGCCAACAUGAGCCAACCCAGGCUGACCUGAGCCAACCCAAGCCAC
Molecule: messenger RNA, 996 nt
Organism: Serinus canaria (Common canary)
Lineage: Eukaryota; Metazoa; Chordata; Aves; Passeriformes; Fringillidae
Gene: SYCN
Product: syncollin
Exons: 1
Coding region: 1-408 (135 amino acids)
Biological process (GO): exocytosis
Cellular component (GO): secretory granule membrane
Source: RefSeq, a predicted model, not a curated record